Molecule: messenger RNA, 2353 nt
Organism: Habropoda laboriosa
Lineage: Eukaryota; Metazoa; Arthropoda; Insecta; Hymenoptera; Apidae
Product: sodium-independent sulfate anion transporter
Exons: 8
Coding region: 1-1764 (587 amino acids)
Biological process (GO): transmembrane transport
Cellular component (GO): membrane
Molecular function (GO): sulfate transmembrane transporter activity
Source: RefSeq, a predicted model, not a curated record
AUGUCAUACAACAGAGGAAAUAUUGGGGAAACGACACCGCUAUUGAGGAGGAACGUGACUUCGAGGUUCGAUUCGAAGCAGCUACUUCUACGGAGGAUACCGAUCCUAUCAUGGCUACCCCGAUACACUUUAUCCAAACUUCUGCAGGACGUUUUGGCAGGAUUGACCGUUGGUUUGACUGCUAUACCACAGGGCAUAGCUUAUGCAAUUGUGGCUGGACUUCCAGCUCAGUACGGCCUCUACAGCAGUUUCAUGGGGUGCUUCGUCUAUUUGGUGUUCGGUAGCUGCAAAGACAUCACUGUUGGACCUACGGCAAUAAUGGCUUUACUGUCGCAGCACCAUGUUAUAAGACUUGGAGAUGAUAUCGCAGUGCUUCUGAGCUUCUUGACAGGAUGUGUGAUACUGUUCAUGGGAGUACUUCACCUGGGAUUUCUUCUUGAAUUUGUUAGCAUGCCAGUAAUCUCUGGAUUCACUAAUGCAGCUGCCAUGAUAAUUGGAACAUCUCAACUGGGCACGUUGUUUGGUUUGAGUGGCAGAAGCGAUUCGUUUAUCGAUGCAAUUGUUAAAGUUGUCAAUCACGCGAACGAGAUUACUCCCUGGGACCCGUUAUUAGGAGUCUGUUCUAUGAUCAUUCUUGUUUGCUUCAAGAAUUUGCCCGGGAAGAAAAACGGAACGCCGUUCGAAAAAUUCAUGUGGGUAACAUCGUUGGCAAGAAACGCUGUGGUUGUCAUUUUCGGGAUAAUACUGAGCUAUUCGUUGUACGCUUACGAUCUCAAACCUUUUAAAAUUACUGGGAAUAUAACGAAAGGUCUACCACCGUUGGAGCUGCCGCCAUUUUCUAUCGUAAGGGGAAACGAUACGUAUAAUUUUAAAGAGUUAGUCAGUGAACUCGGAAGCACCGUCGUUUCAGUCCCGUUGAUCGCCAUUUUGGAGAGCAUUGCUAUCGCCAAAGCUUUUGCCAGAGGGAAGACUGUUGAUGCUAAUCAAGAGAUGCUAGCUUUGGGACUUUGUAACAUUUUUGGAAGCUUUUCUCGAUCAAUGCCAACCACAGGAAGCUUCACAAGGACCGCCGUAAACAACGCUUCGGGUGUAAAAACACCGAUGGGCGGUGUAAUUACUGGAUGCCUGGUGCUUUUGGCGUGCGGUCUUCUGACCUCGACUUUCGAAUUCAUCCCGAAAGCAACACUCGCUGCAGUGAUUAUAGUUGCCAUGUACUACAUGCUUGAACUUCAUAUUUUCAUCGUGCUAUGGAGGACCAAAAAGAUCGAUUUGAUACCUUUGACGGUGACUUUGUUGAGCUGCUUGGCAAUUGGUCCAGAAUACGGCAUGAUUGCUGGAAUCGCGGUAAAUCUAAUUCUCCUGCUCUAUUUCGCGGCCAGGCCUGGAUUAUUGAUCGAGGAACGUGUUGUCGAUGGGCUGACAAUUCUGUUUGUAUCACCGAAACAAUCAUUGAGCUAUCCGGCCGCGGAAUAUCUUCGUGAACGUGUGAUGUCGUGGUGUGACGGGAGGGCAGAAACUAUUCCCGUGAUAGUGGAAGGUCGUCACGUGCUUCGAAUAGAUGCAACUGUCGCCAAGAACCUUGCUUUGCUUCUGGUCGACUUGGAGGCCAGGGAUCAGAAGCUCGUCUUCUGGAAUUGGUGCGAGGAAGCCAGGCGAACUUUGAUAAGCUACGACGCAUCCCUGACGAUGUCUUUCAGGACUUCCGGCAGCAUAGCACAAAUAUUUUCAGGUAGAGUCGUAUCACCUUACGUUCCACGCGAGUGAAAUUCUGAAUCUAAUGAAUGCACGGAACACUUUCCUUGGAAUGCGCCCAACCGUGUUCAACGAGAGCCGCCGCUUCUUCUUUUCAACGAAAUAUACGCGUCUCUAAUGAAGCCUCCUGGAACGUUGAACAUAUAUUAUUUCAUGGUUAAAAGACACGCUUUCGUUGAGAGAUUAGUACUUCCUGCAGCUUCGGCCGCUUUCAAUUUCACUUUCGAUCCACCCGACGAUCUGUUGAAGUCGUGCGAAUCUUGCAAACGGUCUCUUAGGGUAAGUGCCGUUUCAAGCGACGUCUAAACCAAUGAUUUUUAUGAAACCACGAGCAACCAGCGCUCUAUCUUUUUUUCUUUUUUCACCUUAGAUCUAAGGGAAUAAAAGCGACACGGUUUUAGGUAAUAUAGAAGGGGGGGAAAAAUGAAUUUAACGACUCGUACGUUACGGUAACGUCGUUACACGAAAACCCUUAAUUGCAAUCUCAUUAGAAGGAAAUUAAACAACAUUAGCUUUAAGGAUCUCCGCGGUCAAUUCAAUCUGUAUAUUGCAGAGUCGUCGUUGCAUUACUUUAAAUUAGCCUCGUACUUAGCUAGUAUCA